Molecule: messenger RNA, 2719 nt
Organism: Gossypium raimondii (Peruvian cotton)
Lineage: Eukaryota; Viridiplantae; Streptophyta; Magnoliopsida; Malvales; Malvaceae
Product: 2-hydroxy-palmitic acid dioxygenase MPO1
Exons: 5
Coding region: 218-829 (203 amino acids)
Biological process (GO): sphingoid catabolic process
Cellular component (GO): endoplasmic reticulum
Source: RefSeq, a predicted model, not a curated record
ACUAAAAAUAUUUGAAUGAGGAUGUCAAAUGGCAAGCGUCCUAGUUCUCUGAUUUGGCCUUUGAUGAACCAAGAAGAACGACUUUUUUCUUUUGAACGGUAAAGAAGAAGGACUUUGUUUCCGCUGUUUUACGAAGCAAAAUUUUUAGCUUUUCAAGUAUUCUCCUUUCACAGCAUACCCAGAAAUUUUCUUGAGAAAAUUUGCGAGAAAAUUGAAUAUGGGAAAUAGGAUUGAAUUAUUUAAUCUGGAAAAGCACUUUGCUUUUUAUGGUGCAUAUCAUAGCAACCCAACAAACAUAGUAAUUCACAUGUUAUUUGUUUGGCCAAUCUUCUUCACUGCAGUUCUCCUUCUUGACUUCACUCCUUCUCUGUUUAAUCUCCCUCAUAUUGAUUUCUCUCUGUUUGGAGUCCAUGUUUCGUUGAUUUUCAACUUUGGGUUCUGGUUUGCUUUCGUCUACGCUGUGUUUUACAUGUGUUUGGAUGUCAAAGCUGGAACCUUGGCUGCCUUACUUUGCGGGGUUUGUUGGAUUGUUAGCAGCGUUCUUGCAACUCGACUUGGCUUUUCUCUUGCUUGGAAGGUCGUUCUUGCGGUUCAACUUUUCUGCUGGAUUGGACAGUUCAUUGGCCAUGGGGUCUUUGAGAAACGAGCACCAGCUUUAUUGGAUAACCUUGUUCAAGCCUUUAUAAUGGCUCCCUUCUUUGUGCUGUUUGAGGCUCUUCAAACCUUCUUUGGUUAUGAACCGUACCCUGGGUUUCAUGCAAUUGUUCAAGCAAAGAUCGAAACUGAAAUCAAUGAAUGGAAAGAAAAGAAGCAGAAUUUACUUAAUUAGAUACUGCAUCCAUUGACAUUAGCUUGCAGUGAACUUGAAUGGAGAUGCAUUUUGGAAGCAACCCUCUUUUAGCCAUCUCUCAGGCCUGAAUACUGCUGCAUCAGGGCCCCAAUUAUACUCCAUCCGACCCAUCGAGUAGGGAACAUAAGUAACCAUGCCUCCUGCUUUUACUUUGGUUCCAUCGGGCAAGAUAUCAUCCUCCAGGAUGCCCUUGGGGUCCUGUAAUCACCAGCAACAUUUACUUGGUUAUAAAACCAGAAACGAACAUAUGAGAUGCUUCUUUUGGACACAAUUUUUCAAGCCUUUUUGGGAACUGAGAUCGAAGGAACUAAAUCUUCAAGUCCUUACAAUAUUUCUUUUUAUUUACCGACUGAAAUGGAAGAAGCUACAUACCUGGGGAACUGCUGGAUAUAAACGUAGUGUCUCUGUGAUCACUGCAUGCAGAUAAUACAAUCUCCCCAGUGAAUCAUAAUUCAACAAACCUGCAAAUUGCACUGCUCUUUGAUUGAAGGAUUCAGGGUCUUCCAAGUCACAUGGUAGUAAUGAAAUCCUCUCCUCCUUUGCUUGUACUUCUUCGAAAGCUUUAAGUUCUGAGUAAAGCUUUUCAGCUACACGGGCAUUGGUCAUUAUCAUGUAUAUGGCCCAUGUGAGAGUCGUAGCUGUUGUGUCACGGCCAGCAAUCACAAAAUUCAGGACAAUAUCUCUAAGACUUUUGUCAGUUAAAUUUCCUUCUGGAUCUUCACUUAGUUCAAUAAAUCUUGACAAUAUGUCAUGCUUUAUCUGAAAUUUUCCACCAAGAAAGAAAGUUUCUAGGAUAAAUUUUAUGGGGAAAAGAAAGGGAAAGAAUGUAAAGAAGGAAGCAACCCUUUUCACUUUACCUUGCUGGUUUUGCAAGAUUCUCGAAUUUCUUUAAUCUCAGAUUUUCUUCUCCUUAUGACAUUGUAAGUGAAGUCAUCAAUGACUUUGAUGCUCUUUCCAAGUAGAGCUUCGGAGCCCACAUUGAGAAAUCUUUUCAAUUUCCAGAGUGGAUCAACGAACCUCAGUGUAACAAUGAUGUUUGCAGUAUCAAACGCCCGAGCGAAGUUGUUAUCUGGUAAAGUGGGAGCCAGAGUUCCAAUUUCAACACCAAACCCCACCUUGCAAAUGGAGUCUAAAGUCAUCCUCAUCAAUAAAUCCUGAAAAUUGGAUUCACAGCUCAAUCUUUCUGACAAAAGCAACGGCAUUUGACUGAAAUGGUAGGAUUACUUACCUGCAUGUCUACUUCUUGGUUAUGGAAGCAAGCUUGAGUUAGAAUAGAAUGGAGUUGUAGACUAUAUUCCCUGAAUACUACAGUGCUGAAAUCCCUCAAAUUCUUUGAUGCAAACUCAAAACUAGCUGUUUUCCUUUGCUUCUUCCAUAGCUCACCAUCUACGUUGAAAAUCCCAUCUCCAAGCAGCACUUCCAUAUAUGAAUGGUACGUUUCACCCUUUCAAUAUAACAAAACCAGGCAUCAACCUUUAUAUCUCUGUUAACCAAUAUAACGAGCAUGUUGCAGUCCAACAACCACAGAAAAAAAAUGAAAUAAUGAAAGCUUUACCUUGGGGUAAUUGGCAAAUUUGGUCUUAAGUACAUGUUCAACAUUAGCAGGAUCAGCAAUGUAAGUAUAAGUUGUGCAAGGCAUUGGAACUACAACCGUUUUCGAUGCGGACAGGUAUUCGACGAGCCAAUCGUGCAUUCGAUCAUAGUUAAUUAAUUGUUCGAACACUGCUCCGAUGAGUGGCCAUGUUUUGGGGCCUUUUCUGUUCCUCUGGUUCCAUCUGUAAACAAAGAUCCAUGAAAUAAACAUGCAAGCUAGCAUCACCAUUCCCAUGUUGCAUCCUUGUGAAAAAACUAAAAAAAGUUUGUCAUGAA